CACUAUCCACCCCUACCCCGACACCCAGCUCUAUACUGCCUCCACUGAUCUGAUUAGUUUGGGUGCCCAAGCGUAGCCACCGCACGUCAAACCGUGGAGACUGCGUUACUCUCAGUUCAGCCACACAGUCGUCCGGGUUCUUGUCCUCUCACAAACGGUGCAGUGGCCCUUUAACAAAAGGGGCCGCGCAGUUGGAGCGUCAACCCUCUACAGGCUGAAGCCCCGCUCACUCAGGAUCCAUUCAUAAAUAAGACAUCGUGUGAAGAGGAAGCUCAUAUAGGCGAAUCUUGUUCUUCAUUCAGCGGGCCGGAGGCGAGGGGCGAGCAGGAACCGGACAUGCUCACCUCGGCCGGGGACCGUGAAUCAGGGGCACGGCUGUGAGAGCAGAAGUGACUUCCCAUGGCUGACCCCUUCAUGUGCGAGCCGUCAGGAGGCAGCUUGAUCCAGCCCAGCGCGUUUCCCGAACCCGACAAAAUGCUGGUUUCUACGUGCUUCCGCUCAACACAAGUCACCCCGGUCUAAAGAGUCUGACGAUUCCUUCCUGCUUUUUAUUUAUUUAUAUUUCUUUUUAAAUAAAUGAAAAAUACGCCAGAGGAGCCGAGGACCUGACAUACCGAUGGAGCAGUGAGUUAUGGCAGCUAAAGAGGAACUGUAUGCCAAAGUGACCCCGCGGAGGCAGCGCCAGAGCCGGCCAAGCACCGUCAAACAUGGGUCCACUCUGGACGUGCUUCUGUCCAUGGGCUUCCCCAAGACCAGGGCGUGACUUGAAAGCUCUGGUUUCGACAGGAGGCAAAAAUGUCCAGGCAGCUUGUGACUGGCUUUUCUCCCAUGUGGAUGACCCUUUCCUGGAUGACCCUCUGCCCAGAGAAUAUGUGUUAUACCUGCGACCCAGUGGGCCGCUGCUCCAGCAGCUCUCACACUUCUGGCAGCAGUCCCGCCUCUCCUGUGGCAAGAAUAAGGCACACAACAUCUUCCCCCACAUCACCCUCUGCCAAUUCUUCAUGUGUGCUGAUGGGAAGGUGGAGGCUCUGUCCGAUGCUCUCCAGACCACUAUGGCCAAGUGGAAGGGUCGCAUACCCAUGCCCCUCUCCCUGGAGCUCUACACCUCCUCAACCUUCAUUGGCCUCUUUGUGGAGGAGCAGCUGGCGGAGGUGCUGAAGAGUUUUGCUGCUGAUUUUGCCACUGAAGCAGCGGUUAAAGCAGAUGUUCAUGUCGAGCCCCAUAAGAAACAACUUCAUGUCACUUUGGCAUACCACUUCCAAGCCAGUCACCUUCCAAUUUUGGAGAAGUUAGCCAAAACCGUGGAUGUGUCUUCGGGCUGUGACUGGCUGGCUGUGCUCUUCUCCCGGGAUAUUCGGUUUGCUAACCAUGAGACACUGCAAGUCAUGUACCCAUAUGUGCCUCAGAAUGACGAUGAGCUUGAGCUGGUGACAGGAGACUUUAUCUUCAUGUCUCCGGUGGAGCAGAGCAGUGCCAGCGAGGGCUGGGUGUACGGCACCUCGCUGGGCACGGGGCUGUCCGGCCUGCUGCCUGAGAACUAUGUCAACCGUGCUGAUGAGUCUGACACCUGGGUUGUCCACGGGUCUCACUCCAUCCUCAAUUGUGCUUCUCCACCUAACUCUGGUAACACUGUGGGUGGGUUAUUAUUUGAUGGACAGCUCAACGACUGCCUACUUGACACUCUCAUGGAUCCUUCCAGCCUCACCGGCCUCUGUCCUCCUAUGCAGGUGUCAAGGCCAACUAGUCAGUCCUCCUUGUCUAAGAUGAGACUGUUUGUGUGUCGCCAUGGGGAGAGGAUGGAUGUGGUGUUUGGGAAACACUGGAUCACUCAGUGCUUUGACUCCAAAGGCUGUUACAUCCGCUCUAAUCUCAACAUGCCAUCCAGCCUGCCAGCCAGAAGCGGAGGUCACCGGGACUAUGAUAAGGAUUGUCCAGUUACUGUGUUUGGCUCCACCCAGGCCCGUCUUGUAGGUGAAGCCCUAUUGGAAAGCCAUACAACUAUAGACUUUGUUUACUGCUCUCCUUCUCUUCGCUGCAUCCAGACUGCUCAGCAUAUUCUGCAGGGUCUCCAGCAGGAGGGAAAGACAAAGAUCCGAGUGGAGCCUGGAUUGUUUGAAUGGACCAAGUGGGUUUCAGGCACAUGUUUACCCACUUGGAUCCCCCCAGCUGAGCUGGCUGCUGCUAACCUGAGUGUGGAUACAACAUACAGACCUCAUAUUCCCAUAAGUAAGCUGGCGGUGUCAGAGUCUUAUGACACUUACAUCAGCAGGAGCUUCCAAGUGACCCGAGAGAUCCUUGCAGAGUGCAAGAACUUAGGAAACACAGUCCUGAUUGUGGCCCAUGCCUCCUCCUUGGAGGCCUGUACUCGCCAGAUACAAGGCCUGAGCCCCCAAAACUCCAAGGACUUUGUCCAAGUUGUCCGAAAGAUUCCUUACUUGGGUUUUUGUGCUUGUGAAGAAAUGGGAGAGACCGGGGUGUGGCAGCUGGUCGACCCCCCAAUCUUGCCUCUGACACACGGACCCAAUCACAGUUUCAACUGGAGGGAAAUGCUAAUGCAGGACUGAAGGAUAUGCUGUUUGGCUCUCUAUCUUUUGGUUGCCCUGAACUGCUGAAAAAGUAUUUAUUUUUAACCUGCACUGCUAUAAAUCCAGCCCAACUACAAAAAAAAAAAAAAAAAAGUAAAAAGUCUGGCUUCCAUCAAAAACAUCAUGUGCAAAAAAAACAUGCAUUCACUGAGGUAAAUGUAUUCAGAUGUACUGCUCAGGAAAGAUGGAAUACACGUUGUGUGGAGACCACAGCAAAAAUGAACUACAGAUUGGGCAGUGGUUUGGUCACAUUCCCCUCAAAUUCCACUUCUUUGCCCAAAAUGUGGAGGUGCUACGAGAAAUCCGGAUAUUUCUUGAUGGUUGCUGAUGAAUCAGGUUUUAUGCCAUGAGAAGGUGUGUCAUUAAGCUCUGUCUGUGGCUCCUCCUCAGGUGUGGUGGUGAAAGUUUAGUGUUCUGCUGCCUUCUCACACACUGUGACCAGAAUUAGAUGAGAAGACUUGCACCACAGAAAUAUUUUUCCAUGUGUCACAAGUUAUUAUUUAACUUGUAGCUAUGACCCUCCUGCGAAAAAGCACAAAAGAAAUGUUGACAAUCAGACAUGGGAGAACUGAUCUUCAUUAUUUCUGGCGUCGAGGUGGGUGGGUUUAUUAUAUGUGUUUUAUUCCUGUAAAUGUCAUAUCAUUAAGUGAUUAACAUUUAGGUGCCUACAUGAAUCCUUUAAGCUUCUCGUGAGGCCCUAGUCCACAGGUAUUAUUUUUGGAGGCAAUGCAGUUUUGAUUACUACCACAGGAGCAACCAAGCCAAUAUGACAAAAGAAUAUACAGACAAUAUAGUGAAAUGGAGACUGUUGUUGGAUUGUUAAUUUUUUCCAGGCGCAUUGACACAAGCUUUUGCUUAUUUAUCAUGACCCUGACACUCUGUGCAAGCCUGAUAAACACACUGCUUUUCAAGCACUUGUUGCAUUUCAUUUUUCAGGUUAUGUCAGAUGAUUUAAGUGCUUACUGCCUAUACCAAUUAUUUGUUGUAUGACUCAGAAAAUCUGUUGAUACUCUCAAAAGUGAAUAAAGCAAAGUUGUGGAAUGAUGUAGGCUUAUACAUAUUAGCCUGUGCCAUGUGUUUUGUAAAAACAUUGCUUCUUCACUCUAGUAACCAGUGGGAAGGUUAGGGCAGCUAAUACCGAAACAGUUACUAUCCUGCAGCAGUGUCAUUGUGUUGUUGAGGCUUCCACUUUCCAUUACAGUAACCCGUUCUCUAAGAAAAAGUUACAAAACAUACCUACCAAAUAUGUUUUGUUUGCUGUAAAUUUACUUUACUGGGCACAAUUUGCACAAUCUGUAUCAGAAUUAGGGACAGGGAACUUAUUUCACUGCGGACGUUUUUGACUUGACAUGGCAGGAAAAAACAGGCGGAAUAAAUAACAUCAAGGUUGGCUCGGUUCCAUUAAGUUUCCAAGCAUGCACGAUGCCAGGACUUCCACCAAGUGGAAUGCAGCCAUCAUUAAUUUGAUUAAACACACCUGUGCUUUUCCUGCUGUGACAUGUCAAAAUGUCUGCCGUGAAAAAUGUGAAACUCUGGAAAGUAAAGCUGUGUUCAGAGGUGUUCAGUGUUAACAGAAGUUGGGCUUUUUUUUUUGGUCCCUAAUUCUUGCCUGCCCUCCAAUCGAAAAGGCCCCGUCUCCUCUGAAGAAGAAGCACUUCUGGACAAGUUUGGACCCUGAAGUGGAGUCAUUGCUACGCUAAUAGCUUUCCAGUCUUUCCCCGGGAUAUAGAGAGGGGUUGUCAACAUUGUAGGAAGCGUUGACUUUUGCGAUAAGGGAACAGACAAGUCUUACGGUCAGAGUAGUGUCAGCUAACGGUUAAGGGCUGAAAGUUAAAAUAACUCAUAAGACUUUUUUUUACUUUUGCUAACACAGGUGAGACAUUUUGUGUUUGCUUUUUAUUAGAUAAGGUAUGAGAAACACCUGUUAAUAGUAGUAGAGAAGACAAAAUAGCUACAUGAGCCUGAAUCUUGGUCGGCUAACAAACUUUUACAAAAGAAAAAAAGGGAGGAGGGGGGGGGCUCAAGCCGUAGUGAAACAAAGUCUUUUCAAGCUAACAGGGUUCAGAGGACGGGGCAGUGAAGGCCAGCAUCCCUGCAGGUAGCAGGUGGCUGAAUAAACUUCUCUAGCGGAUGGAAUCAGCAACCAUCUUCCCACCGAAACACAUGCUGAAACUUGGUGGAACACAGUGCAAACUUUUCUACCAAGUUUCUUGUUUUAUGCUGAAGCAUUGGCCUACACUACCCCUCAAGCCUGACUCCACCUGAUUCCAGAAGACGUCUGACCAUCAGAUCCAGCUUGUGCCCCCCUGAGUCCUGAGAUGCCCUCUGAUCGCUGGAUGAGAGGCUGGACUCACGCUUGAAUCCAGCUCAUUCUGUUGCAGUCUCUGUUGCUCCAGCGGCAGAAGCAGCUGUGAGCAGCGGAAAUGCGCCGCACCGUCCUCAACUGAAGUCCUUUCACAAUGAAUGGCAAGGUAACCAACAAAGUCCAGUCACUUACAGAAUGCCCCUUCACUUCGCCCUGCCCUGUAGUCUUUCCAGUGGUAGCUGUAAACUUGUACAGCAUGUAUGUUGUUGUAUGAAAAUAAGCAAACGCAUUUUAUUCAAAAGCAAACAAAUAAGCAAAGUAAUUCAUUCAGCUACUGUAGCAAGGUGCUGAUAAGUGUCUUUCGUUGUUUUCUCACUCCAAGUUGAAAUGUUUGUAGCCACAAAUUAAUUUUGCUAAUUAUUAAGAGUAAAUGUCCAUUUCUUUGGUG
Molecule: messenger RNA, 5338 nt
Organism: Xiphias gladius (swordfish)
Lineage: Eukaryota; Metazoa; Chordata; Actinopteri; Istiophoriformes; Xiphiidae
Gene: ubash3ba
Product: ubiquitin associated and SH3 domain containing Ba
Exons: 21
Coding region: 708-2564 (618 amino acids)
Molecular function (GO): protein binding
Source: RefSeq, a predicted model, not a curated record